AAGGACGCCACUGCAGAGCUGGCAUAUAAAUGGCGGCCGGUGCAGCGACCAGACACAGUUCAAGUGUAGCACAUACACAGUAACAACCUGCCAACAUGAAGCUGCUGGUGAUUGCCGCCCUGCUGGCCGUGGCCGCCGCCCGGCCCCAGGACCCGGCCUACGACCCCGCUGAGGAGCUCCGAGCCGCCGGCAUCGUCCGCAUGGAUAUGGUCCAGAACGACGACGGCUCCUUCCAGUACGGCUACGAGACGGCCGGCGAGGGCCAGGAGAGCUCCCAGGACGUGUCUGGACGGCCCGAGCAGAUCGGAGAGGAGGUCGGCAUCGUCAGCCAGGGCACCUACUCGUUCGUCGCCAGGGACGAGAACGGAAACGAGGUGCCGGUCACCAUCACCUGGCGGGCCGGCCCCGAGGGCGUUGUGAUGGAGGGCGCCGCCAUCCCAGUGGCUCCCGAGGACCCCAACAAGGCUGCUCAGGACGCCGCCUACGCCGCUGCUGCGCUUGUCUAGACAAUGAACAUACAGAUAUUAAACUAUUGACAGCUCAGUGAUGACCAUAUUGUGGAACGAAUGUGACUAAUGUGUGUAUUCAUGGUGUGCUUAGAAACAAAUAAAUGCUAUUUUCUA
Molecule: messenger RNA, 623 nt
Organism: Amphibalanus amphitrite
Lineage: Eukaryota; Metazoa; Arthropoda; Thecostraca; Balanomorpha; Balanidae
Product: larval cuticle protein LCP-22-like
Exons: 2
Coding region: 96-506 (136 amino acids)
Source: RefSeq, a predicted model, not a curated record